Molecule: messenger RNA, 1123 nt
Organism: Cicer arietinum (chickpea)
Lineage: Eukaryota; Viridiplantae; Streptophyta; Magnoliopsida; Fabales; Fabaceae
Source: RefSeq, a predicted model, not a curated record
ACCCGCGUUCUCCGUUACUCGUGACACUCAUUCAAGUUAUUACACUAUCUAGUUACGAAAAGACAGACAAACAAUGGACACAGAUAACAACACAACCGGAGAAGCCACCGCCGACUCAGGACCCAACCACCCUCUUUUCCGUCCAGGCGUAUCGCUUCUUUCCCGCCGUAUCUUCAGCGGAUGCCGUCUCUUCAUCCAGCGCUGUCCAAGAUCCGAUCCAGAAAUCACCUCCCAACUCGAUCGAAUGCUCGCCAUCGUCGACGUCCUCGAAGCCGCAUCUCUCCGACUGGGUCCCACCAAAAGCCACACUGACCACUACUCUAUCCUCAAACUCAAACCCUCUGACGCCUCAAACCGCGACUUAGCACGUCAGCAGUUCAAGACCCUCGUCCGCCUCCUCGACCCAAACAAAAACAAAUUCCCUUUCGCCGAAGAAGCCUUAAUGCGAGUCCGUGAAGCUUGGUGCGUUUUAUCAGACCCGGUUCAGUUAGACCGGUUCGAACGCGAGAUUAACGGAACUAACGCUUCAACGGCGUCGUUUUGGACUAUGUGUCCUUAUUGUUGGUAUUUGCAUGAGUAUGAGAGGAAGUAUGAAGAUUGUACACUUCGAUGUAGUAAUUGUAAAAGGACGUUUCACGGUACGGCGGUGAAGCCGCCGGAACAGGAGUCGAUAGUGGAAGGGAAGGAGGAGUAUUAUUGUUAUCAUAUGAGUUUGCCUUUGAGGUAUCCUGUUCAUGAACGGUGUCGUUUUGAAUUGGGGGGUAAUGGUGGAAAGAGGAUGAGGAUUAAAACUGUGGCUAAUAGGAGAAGAAUGAAAGGGUUUGUUGAUCCUGAUAGUGAAUCGGAUUUGGAGAUGGAUAUAGAAAAGUGAAAUCGAAAACCCUAAUUUCUUGUGUGAUGUUUCUUUUUGGGUAUUUUUGAGGGAAAAGGGGGAACUUUUGUUGUGGAUUAUGUGUUUUUAUUAUGUUGUAUGGAAAGAGGCAUAUGCAUUGCUUGUAUGAUACAGAUUUUAGCAAUGUAGCUUCAACUUAUUGUGUUUUGUACAUAUUUUUAAGGACUAAUUGAGUUGACAAUGUAUGUUUUACUUAUGAGUAACUUGAGAGGAUGUGAUUCUUCUUUUCUU